AUUCUCCUAAUUGGCAAGUCAGUCAACUUCCUGAUGCAUGUCUGUGGUGAAUCGCAGAAUCUAAAAGAACUUGAGGCUAUCAAGAAUACUCGUCUGAAAGAGAUUGACUCUAUUUUUGCCCAAGAGUUCUCCCAAUCCUUCAACCUCAUGAUAUCAACGGCUUACAAACACACCAGCAAGAGACUCCUUGAAAUUCUCCUCUCCCAGUACCACUUUAUGGAACACUUAAAGGUUAGUUGA
Molecule: messenger RNA, 240 nt
Organism: Dibothriocephalus latus
Lineage: Eukaryota; Metazoa; Platyhelminthes; Cestoda; Diphyllobothriidea; Diphyllobothriidae
Source: the annotation of a GenBank genome assembly